AUGGAUUACGCGUACAGAGUUCUUCGAAAUGUAAAGUACUUUUACAACACGAUUAAUCCUGCCACUUUGUCAGGUAUUGUUUUUUUCUCAUCGAAAUGAAUAAUUUUCAAGUUUUGCAGGUGCAAUCGACGUGGUGGUGGUUGAACAGCCGAACGGCGAGUACAAAUCCACGCCUUUUCACGUUCGUUUCGGAAAAUACGGCGUUUUUAGCUUUAACGAUAAGGUUGGUUUUUGUAUAGAGGAAUAAUUCAAGAACUUUGACAUUUUCAGUAUGUGGACAUUUCGGUUAAUGGCGAAGAAAUUGACUUGAAAAUGAAAUUGGCCGACAGCGGCGUCGCUUUUUUCGUCGAGGAAACUGAAGAAAAGGUUGAUAUUUUAUUUUAUUUUUAUUUUUUUGAUUGAAGCUAAACGGAAUGGAAAUCAUAGCUUGUUUUUUUCCUACAGGAAGCCGUUUUAAAAUAAUGUUGUAUUAGAGGUUUCGCGAAGUCGUUCAAAUGAUUAAAGAUGGGAACUCUUAUGAAUGAUUAGAACUUUUGCUUUUUUUUAUUUCUUUUUCCACGUGCUUCGAAGAAGUCCUAAGUGAAGCCAAACAAUAGUUUCAAUGUUUAUUUCGAAUCAUCAGCUUUCAAAUAAAAAAAAGCUUAUUAUUAUCAUUUAAGUUUAAGCUCCACUACUUUUUUUUAUCAGUUUUGGUAUAGAAUUUUGUUUUUCUAAAUCAAUUUUUUUUAAGCACAAGUGUUAGUAGUUUCAUUGCUUCACUUAUUUUUCAGUGCGCUAUUUUUUUUUCGCGUAGACAAGUGCAGAACUUUCUAUAAAAAGGCUACAGGUUUUAAUUUCACGUUCAGGUUCCUGACUACUUGCUGACGUCGCCGCUUCCCGAGCAAGAGUCGCCCGGACAGACGCCAAGUGCCGUCGACAAGGUCCUGGCCGAGAGUUUGAAGAAGCUGGAGCAGGUCGAGGCGAACGAGAAGAACGACAUUGUGAAAAGCCGCUCUUCAAGUCCCGACGGCGGCAAAGUCCACCGAAAACCCCAGACCGAGUUCGUUUCCGCAUUCCUUUCUUCAAAAAUUCAUGCUUUUCCAGGCAAUCAUUGAGCCAGGCUCAACGAAAGCAAACCCUCCCCUUCAGUUCUUCCGUUUUCAGUGACAGAAAAUACAGGUUUGUCUUUUAAUAGUUUACUCACUGGCAUUUCUAUCGAGAAAUUAAAUUUUAUAAGAAGUGAAAAAAGAUGGUGGGCAGAAGAAUAAUACAAACGAUGAUUCUGACCUCAACAAGUUUAAGAUUAAAAUAGAAAUGUCUAGAUCUCUGCCUGACCUGACAGUGUUGGCUGAUGAGAGCGCCGCUUAUCACUCUGACGACGAAGGAUCCUCGAAACGUCGAAGCAAGAAGGACCGCCAAAGGAUGAAGGCUCGAGGCAACGCCUUCAACGGCCAGACCCACAAAAAAGUGUUCCUCCACUCGAGAUCCCAGACCUCGGCUCUCGACAAGGUAACAACCGAUAUGGUCUGAUGAUAUUUCGAAUUUCAAGCCACAGUACCUUUCGGAGCCGAUUAGAUAUCGCGCGCGGCGAUGGUCCUUUAAUAUUGCUACAUUUUUUGAACUUUUACGAUCUUACAGCUAGAAAAAUAGCCAAAAACUCAGCGCUAUUCAGGGAUCAUCCGAUUUUGUGACGAUAAUCAUUAUCGUCACAUAAAAUCGAAGUGUAUGAUACUGUAGCAUCUUGAAAUUCAGAAUAUGAUCAUAAUGUUUCAAGACUCUAAGAAAUCCUUUCUUUCAGAUGGAAACUGAUGAGAUUUUCGAAACGCUAUGCAAUGACCCCAUCGCUCCAGAGCCAAGGAAGCCGUUGAGAAAGAAGAGUCGCGUCGCUUUCAAUCAUCCUCUCAGUCAACCCAUUCAUAUCCAUGUUGAGGUUUGAUUUUUCCACUGAUUAGUUGGAUUUAAGCUCUGAAAGUCUUGUUUUUUUAAGCGAAAACGAUCGUAGAAGUUAACUUUUUAAUGAUCGCUGGAAUUUUAAAAAAAUCAUGAGUUUUUUUGAGCUUUAGAAAAGUUUUCAAGAUGGAAAAGAAUAUAUUGAAAAAGACGCUGGAAAUGGAGUUAGACUCACAAUAACUUUUAAAUAAACGGUGAAAAGCAUGCAACCUGAAAAAAAGGAGCAAAAAAUAGACGAGGUAUCAAAAAAAAGCCUGAGAAGAUUCAGGAAGUAUGUGAAAAAAAAGGAAAAACUUUAAUUCUAGAAGUUUUCAAAUUUUCUUUUUUCCAAAAAUUACUAGCUAAUUUCCUAUUCCUCAGGAUUCCGAUUCGGAACUUGAGUCUUCGGUGACGUCAUCAACAGCCUCCUCUCCCUCGCCUUCGAUAAUCGAUCAACGCGAAGCUGAUCGGAUUGCCGAUGGCGCUCUUUCUGAUUCUGAAGUCGACCGCCAUAGGACAGGCACCCCAGAACCGGUAUUCUGAUCAUCUCCUCCAAUGACUCAUUGACAAUUUCAGCACGACGUGACGGACUGGAAAUGGGGAGAGCUGCCGGAGACGCGCGAACUCAACAAACGGAAGCUGCAGGAGGAGAAGAAGAACCAGAGCAAGGCCUCGUCCUGGAGCUGGUGGUGGCGGUCGGCCAACACCAAGGCCGACCCCGAAAACCCAGAGAUUCCGACGGCCCGGGACCAGGGAAUCAUGCUCGACGACCUCCUCAACAAGGCGCAGACCGACCCCGUCAACAUUGAAAAGUAUCUUGGCCGUCCUGCCAGCAUGUUCGUCCUUUUAGCCUUUCAGAAAGGAUCUAGAACGUAGAACUGUUGAAUGUAAUUUCGGGCAGCUUUUUUUCCGGGUUAUUUUGUUCAAAUGAAGCUCCAAACACCUUUUCACAGGCAUUCUGGGCUUCUUAGUUGAAAAAAAGAUUUUGAGACAGAAUUUUCACUACUUUUAAAUAGUUUAAAUUGAAAAGAAAUUGAAUAGAAACUUUAGAGUUCUACGAAUUUGCAACCAGUUGCUUAAAAAAACCUUCGUUCAUUUUUUUAGACAGGGCUAGUCAUUUAGAAUAGCUCAGUUCUGCCCUCUCUGUCUUGGAGAAAGAUUCUAUCCAGCCAACCCUCAGAACCGGUUGAUGUUAUUGUUUUCAGAGCGUCAGUAGAUAGUGGACACGUUUCGCGAGGCGUCUCUCAGCCCUCGUCACCGACGACGCACACGCGAGCCGAGAGUGGCAGCGACGCCACGUUCGGAGAAAAGACGCCGACGCGGGAGAGUGUCGUGCUCGCGACCCCUUCAGUCGCCAACGACCAUCGUUCGCGAAAUGCCAGCGACGGCCGUAGCAGGGCCUCCAGCGACGACAUUUUGUCAGUUUUAUCUUCCCUAAAAAAAUAAUAAGAUUAACUUUUCUAUACCUUAAAGCUUGUCUAUAGCCUAUCCUUAGUUAAUAUAGAACUUAAUAAAAAGUAAGUGUUUAGUCCACUGAGUGAAGACGAAGCGGAAAAUGAGAAAGGAACGGCGCUUGUCACCACCCAAUACAUGCAGUCCUUACGUCUUUCUUCCGAGAAACUCAAAGCCUUGAACCUGAAACACGGAGCGAACGAGUGUCGAUUCUCCAUCACCACCAAGUUUCAGGUAUUGAUCGACACGUUUUCCCAUUUAGAAAAGCAAAAAUUCUGAAUAACGAAGAUGAUUUUUCUGUUUAAUUUUUAAGUUUGAUCGCUUCUCACCCCUUUUCCUCAUGGACUUUCCAUCUGAUCUUUGAGAAAGUUUUUCAUAGCGUUUUCAUCGAAUAAACCAAUUUCACAUUUGGGAGCACCUUCAAAAAACCUUUUUAAGCUUCAUUCAAUGAUUUCUGUAUUCAUCCAUUCAUGUAAAGUGCGAACAAUAAAAUGGUUUGAAGGGUACCACGUGGUGCAGUUGCAACAUCUACCUGUACAAAUGGUACGAACAAAUCGUGAUUUCUGACAUCGACGGCACGAUAACGAAAAGCGACGUCCUCGGCCACGUCAUUCCUGCCAUCGGAGGCACCUGGGCUCACGCCGGCGUCGCCGAACUCUACAGUCGCAUCAAGAAUAAUGGGUUCGCGAUCAUUUCAAAUCGAAACACUCGAGAAUCUCUCCAAAAAUGCGAAUUUCCGGGCUUAACUGCGUUCCUCCUUUAUCUUCCUAAAUUCUUGUGCUCGAUUUUUGCAUUCCACAAUUUUUCAUAAGUAUAUCGAUGAGUAAAAUGGAGAAAACCUUCCAAAAAAUGAAAUAAAACGAAAAAAGUAUUCCGGUUCCAAACCCUUAUUUUCAAUUUUUAAAAAAAGAGGAUGAAUAUUCAUUCCCUCUGACUGUCCUCAAGUUCUCCAUAAAAAUUUUUUUCACUUUUUAUACAAAAUGAAUAUAUAAACUUAGUUAUGGUGUAAUGUAGGAUGACAGUUAGCGCAAACCGCUGGAAGUCGGGGGCAGGCAACAUAGGGGUUGUAGUUGGUUUUUUUUUUCGAUCGUAUCACUUUUCGUUUAGUCCAUUCACGGGGGUGGGAGCUCUCUGGCUUUCCGUCUUAAAGGUGGACAAUAUCAAAUUCCUGCCGCAAAUGUUAGGCAAGCACUUUGCUAUGUCCGACCAUUUGGCGGGAACAUUUUUGAAUAAAAUCCUUCGUUUCGGCGGAGGUGAAAGUAUAAUAUUAAAAUUCCGUAGAAACUUGAAAAAUUACCAAAUUAAAAUGGUUCCGAAAAAUCUCUAUCUAUUUUUCACCCUUUUUCUCAAUUCCUCAGGUUGGCUGUUUAUACAGUGUACGAUAACUAAAUGUAUAUUUAAAAAAUACAAUUUCGAAAUUGAUCAAGUUGUUCAGGUACAAAAUGGUGUACCUGUCCUCGCGAGCGAUCGGCCAAAGCCACACGACGAAACAAUACCUGAAAAGCAUUGCUCAGGACUCGAAACAGCUGCCCGAUGGCCCUGUCCUUCUCUCCCCUACCAGUAUCAUCACUGCUUUCCGGAGGUUCUCUAUAAGUACCAAAUUGAUCACGUUAAGUGUGUUUGUUGUAGAGAGGUGAUCGAAAGACGGCCCGAAGAGUUCAAAAUCGCAGCGCUGAGCGAUCUCAAACAACUUUUCCCCACUGCAAAUCCAUAUUAUGCCGGAUUUGGUAAUCGCGACACUGUAUGUUUUCAUUUUUAUUUUUGGCGGAACAUUCCGAAUAAUCGAAAAGGGAAUUUUUUCUAACAAUCAAAAUUUGAUGAUAGGAUGUUGUACGAUGUUGUAACGAGGACAAAGUAGGAAUAUAAAGUCCAUGGCUAUAGAUAAUGUACUUUUUUUUUAAAAACUUUUUGAAUUUCUACGUACUUUGGGGGAAUCUGUGGGCUAUAAAACUAAUGGACAGGUUUGACCAAGUAUGGAAAAUAAAAACAAAUAAAUCUAACUAGCCAGACGAUCCUCGGGGUUUCAAAACCUCGCAAACCUCUUGGAAAUAUUAUAGAUUGUUGGCUCAAAACAUAUUUCGAUUUUUACAGGACGUGAAGUCGUACAGAGCAGUGAGCGUUCCUGCCGAGCGGAUCCUCAUCAUCGAUCCGACGGGCCGCGUCCGCCGCUCCGACUCCGUCGGCUACGUCAGCAGCUACACGACGAUGGCCAACGAGACUGUCGACUUCGUCUUCCCGCCACUUUCUAUCAGGUUCCCGAAUAUCCUCAUAUUCCCUGACAAAUCGUUAUCUUUCCAGCGUCCGAGAUCAACGAAGACUCGAGAGGUUGAGUUCUACCUGGAGCCGACCGCUCGAGCAUAGGUACGGCUUUACUUCCUUUUCUUUCAAAAAUCAAAAAUUUAAAACUUUGCAUAUUAUUUUUUUUAUCUUUUUGAUAAUUUUUGCGAAACGCUUUAAAAUGGAAUUUGAAAAAAAAUUUCACAGGUAAAUUUUCUGAGAGUUGAAAUGCCGUCAAUUUUCAAGGGUCUUCAGAAAACUAGGAGUUAUUUUUCUCCUUCACACAAUUUUUUGAAUGUUUUUCUAUUCGUCGAAAUGUUUCAAGUCGGAAAAAAAAUCAGAGUCUUGAAAAGAGAUUUCUCAAUUUUUGGUCAUAUUCUUGGAACUUUCGUAGAAAAUAUAUGUUAUUUAGCGAUUUCACCCAUUGGCAUGCGGCUAGCGAACAAAUGAGCCUCGUAGAUGAUGAUCUUCUGAAGUACGAGGAAGUUCGCAAGACCUCGAUCAAGGAGGCCAAAGCACUACGCAAAUAA
This is a messenger RNA of Caenorhabditis auriculariae, 6167 nucleotides long. The record is from the annotation of a GenBank genome assembly. Lineage: Eukaryota; Metazoa; Nematoda; Chromadorea; Rhabditida; Rhabditidae.